GUGAGGCGCCGGGCGCCUUCUUCGUGCCAGCCGUUGAAGGGAAGCCCAGUGAGCGGCGUGGGGAGGUGGCGGGCUGAGGGAAUGGCCUUGUGGCGAGGAGAACGGUGUUUGUGUGUGGGGGUUCCUCCCUCGCCGUCCAGGGAGCUGGAAGAGCCGGGCCGGCCGAGACCGGCUUUUGAGGGCUUCAGGCGCCCCUUCUCCGGCCCUCUCCUCAGCCUCCUUGCCGCCUUUUCGACAAGGCCCAAGCGGGGGCUGGCCGAAACCCAGUUCCCCUCAGGAGGGGCGCGUCCCUUGGCUGGCUGGGGGAAGAAGGGAAAGGAAGAAAGAGGUUGAGCGCCGCCGGAAUCCGUCUUUCUUCCAAGGAGCUCGAGGCGGCAUAGGCGGCAACGGGAUGGGGGUGUCCGUCCAUGAGGUCUCUCAUUCAGUCCCAAUGGAGAAACUCCUGCUCGCUUUACUUCCGCAUCGUGGUUUUUUAUCAAGGGGCAUCAAACGGAUUCCCGAGGAAAGACGAGACGAGAUUUCCCCCUGCUCUCCUUUUCAUGGGUUUUAGAAAAUAAGGGACAACCCCCUCCCCUUUUUUCACCCCCGAUUCUUUUCCCUAUUACUGAACAUAUUUCAUGCUAUGGCUGAUGAAGUUGAUUUCACCACUGGAGAUGCUGGUGCUUCUGCCACCUACCCAAUGCAGUGUUCUGCACUCCGCAAGAAUGGCUUUGUGGUGUUGAAGGGGCGCCCCUGCAAGAUUGUGGAAAUGUCUACUUCCAAAACUGGCAAGCACGGCCAUGCAAAGGUCCACUUAGUCGGUAUUGAUGUGUUCACUGGUAAAAAAUAUGAAGAUAUCUGCCCUUCUACUCAUAACAUGGAUGUGCCAAAUAUCAAGAGAAAUGACUAUCAACUGAUCUGUAUACAGGAUGGCUACCUCUCUUUGCUCACAGAAAGUGGUGAAGUUCGAGAGGAUUUGAAGGUGCCAGAAGGUGAAUUGGGCAAAGAAAUAGAGGGAAAAUACAACGCAGGUGAAGACUUCCAGGUGUCCGUAAUGUGUGCAAUGAGUGAAGAAUGUGCUGUGGCCAUAAAGCCUUGCAAAUAGGACCAUCUAGACUUGAGCAGCUGCUUGGGUCCCAGCAAUCACGGAUCUUAUAUUUUAGUUCUGAUUAUCACCAAAGCUACAACCUUCACUAGCAACCUCGUGUCUUUGUUUGAAAAUUAGCGCUGGACUAAUGUUGCAAGCCAUUUGGCGAUACUAGAAUUGCUGAAGCUCAAGUGCUGACAGGAAUGGCAAGGCAGUCAAAACUGUCAUUUUUAGAUGGUGAGGUAUUAAAAACUAGUAUGCUUUGCUCAACUGAGGCUAUAUAGCAGUGCCAAUACCAAGAUAGAACUAAGUUUGGGUUUAAAUAAGAAUAGUGUGUAAGUACAACAUUUUAAACAAAUGAAAAGAACCAUUUUAUCUUAAAUAUGGUGUAAUGUGGCUUGACUAACUUGCAUAUAGCCAUUAAGUUAGGGGGAAGGGAACUCAUGGAGUCAAAGUUUUGCCAGUAUAAUGACUAUGUACAACAAAACUGUACAUCUCUGCAGUCUUACUGGCGUACUCUUAAUGUGUCACCAUUUGCCUGUGAUGCAAACAUCCAGAAUAUUGGGUGCUUUCAUAUUCUGGUUAAUAGUGCUCAAAUUUCUGAUGGGGAAAGGGUGGGUGGGAAAUUCACUAGAGGCCUUUGAUUUCAACAUGGAGUCCAGCUAUUCUUUAGUUUAAAAGAAGGGCAUGCCUCAAGUGUUUCAGUGUUAAGUAUACCUGUUGAGGAUUUUAUCUCUUUAGUUUUGUAGCACAAGUAGACCUUUGUUUCUUUAUCGAAAUUUGAGCAAAAAUGCACAUGCUGGGAGUCCUUAGAGAGGCUAAAUUUGAAUGCUGUUUCACUCUACUGGGUUUAGGCCAUGAGUUGUUUUUGUAAAGAACUAUAGCAGAGUGCUCUGUCAAAUGCAUAGAGUUACUCUGACUCAAAAUCCUCUCAUGCACGACUUUAUUGUAGAGAACAGGUAAAUGCCUAAUCACUCAUAGAUGUACUGUCUGCAUGAUCUUCCACUUGCAAGCUCAUACUUCUGCUUAAUUAGCAUUUGGGGGGACCUAAUUACUUAAAUUUGCCUUAAAUGGUAGCAACUGAAAAACUUGAACUAGUUGACUGGUUUAUUAAAAUGCAUAGUUCACUAUUGGCAGUUCUUGUGGGUCAAAGAAGAGGGUUUCUUAGUUUCAGUUAGGAGUAUGGUUGCCCAUGGUCAAUGACAUUAGACUAAAGGUAUAAAUAUACUCCCAUAAGGGUCUUUCAGUAGGCUCUAGAUUUAAUUGAGCAGUAUCUAUGCAGAGAAAGGGCACAAAACAGAUUGGUUUGGCAAUAAACACUCUUGAACAAAGCACAGACUUGGUAUAACGAUAAAUAACUAUAUGUUUCAAGAUUCAGGUCUACUAGAAAGCUAAAGUAUUUUAGCAUAUUAUUAAGUUACCAGUUGUGUGAGUGUUGCUGUAUAGUUGAUUGUCAGUAUUCAUGGUAGGGAUGGGAGAACCAAAUAUGAAACAUAGACUCUUUAUCUAGUAUUUUUAGUCAUGGCCAAAUGUUUUAUAGCAGCUAUUCACUGUGCCUAAGCAGUUCAGAUAAUUACUGUUGUCCCACUAUCUGAAGCAAUCUAGUAACAUCUUACUGCUUGUGUAAGAUGUAUGUAGUUUGAAUGCAUUGGGGUAACUGGUUUAUGGAAAUAAAGGGAUUCUAUAUUCCUUCAACUCCACCCUUUUUGGGAAAGGUGAAAUCUUAAUUUCAUCUUGACCUUUAACAGCUUGGAUCUACAAGAUAUCAAGGCUAGAUGGGAAAGGUAGCAUCUGCUAGGUAGGUCAUAUAUAGGACGCCAUUUGGUAUACAGCUGUGCAAUCUCAUUAUUUUAUCAUUAAAACUACAGUAUUUACAAUAAGACAGCAAGAAAGCCAUUUCACUUUGUAGAGGACAGUCUGCUACGAAUCCACUGGGUUUACAAUAAACUUUGCUAAUAAAAGACAAAUGCUGUAUCUUUCAGGUUCUUUAAGCUAUUUCAGGGUAAUCAUGUUUCUCUAAAUCCACUUUUCAAACACUUUCAUUGUUGGGGGGAACAAAUUACAUUUAGUUUACAGGAACAGACUCAAACUCUUUGAACAAACUGUAGACUAAAAUGAAGGAUAAACUGCUUUAUCCUGAUCUUAUUAUGUAAUGGUGCAAGAUUUAUUUUGGGUCCAUGGAUGUUUUUGUUCAGUGUGCUGUAGGGUUGUUUUUUUUUGUCUCAAAUGUUAGAAAUGUCUAUUUUAAACACAAAUAUACCUGUUGAUGUGUUGUCUUGUGUCUUUGUGUUCAACAAAACCACUGCUAGUUGAGCCAUGACUUGAAUAUACUCUUCUCAGGGCUGCUCUUGUGAAGAAUUAAAAGAGCUUGAGUUGAUUAUUUUAACAAAGCUGCUUGAAAGUCUUACAGGGUUUUGUAUUCCAUGGAUUUAUAGCAUGCCUACGAUGCAAGUAGAAUUCUAGUAUAUUUGAAUGUUAGUCUAAAGCAGUCAAACAUUUUAACCAAGCUGCUUUUGUGACUAGUUGACAUAAUUUGACUGCAGUAAGCUUUAAAUAUUGGAUCAUCAUGUAUCUGAGGACUUUAAUAAAACAAGCUGUGCAUAAAUGUUCCUUUCUGUGUAAAGUACAAGACUGUCAAACGUUAUAAUGAACCUGUUUCAACAGAAUAAUUCAUACACUGAUCUCUGUGGCUUUUUACUUACAUUGUGAUAUCUAGGCUUUGUAGGAAUCUGAAUUCUCAUCAGUGACUGUUCCAUUGAAAACUGGACAUGUUACUGUAAACAAACAAGGAACAGAUUUUUGUAUUUGUCACAUGUGGAUGUUCAGAUACGUAUGCAAUUUACCUACUGGCUAGUAAAUGGGUGCACUGCUCAUUGAGUGACCUUGACUUUAAAAGAAAAACUUGAAAGGUUUGUACUUUUUUGCAUUUCUGUAACAGUAAGGUAUUCAUGUGUUAUAAAAGUUCUUGGCUUUUAACUUUUAUUGAAAUGUUGAGUUAUGAUCUGGGAUAUGGUAAUGAGAAUAAAGUCUAAACCUAAAGGCAA
Molecule: messenger RNA, 4110 nt
Organism: Pogona vitticeps (central bearded dragon)
Lineage: Eukaryota; Metazoa; Chordata; Lepidosauria; Squamata; Agamidae
Gene: EIF5A2
Product: eukaryotic translation initiation factor 5A2
Biological process (GO): positive regulation of translational termination; positive regulation of translational elongation
Molecular function (GO): translation elongation factor activity; RNA binding; ribosome binding
Source: RefSeq, a predicted model, not a curated record